AUGGCAGGGAAAGGAGAUCAGCUGGACCAGGAAACCUUCUCUUGUUCGAUCUGUCUGGAUCUACUGAAGGAUCCGGUGACUAUUCCCUGUGGACACAGCUACUGCAUGAGCUGUAUUAGAAACUUCUGGGAUCAACAGGAUGAGAAGAAAAUCCACAGCUGCCCUCAGUGCAGGCAGACCUUCACACCGAGGCCUGUCCUGGGUAAAAACACCAUGUUAACAGCUUUAGUGGAACAGCUGAAGAAGACUGGACUCCAAGCUGCUCCUGCUGAUCACUGCUAUGCUGGACCUGAAGAUGUGGCCUGUGAUUUCUGCAUUGGGAGGAAACUUAAAGCCUUCAAAUCUUGUCUGAAUUGUCCAGCCUCUUAUUGUGAGAAACACCUCCAGCCUCACUAUGAUGUAGCUCCAUUGAAGAAACACAAUCUGGUUGAACCCUCCAAAACACUCAAGAAGAACAUCUGCUCUUGUCAUGAUGAGGUGAUGAAGACUGUCUGCCGUACUGAUCAGCAGAGUAUCUGUUGUCUCUGCUCUGUGGAUGAACAUAAAGGCCAUGACACAGUCUCAGCUGAAGCAGAAAGAACUGAGAGGCAGAGAGAGCUCGAGGUGAGUCGACAAAACAUCCAGCAGAGAAUCCAGGACAGAGAGAAAGAUGUGAAGCUGCUUCAACAGGAGGCGGAGGCCAUCAGUCGCUCUGUUGAUAAAGCAGUGGAGGACAGUGAGAAGAUCUUCACUGAGCUGAUCCAUCUCAUCCAGAAAAGAAGCUCUGAUGUGAAGCAACAGAUCAGAUCCCAGCAGGAAACUGAAGUGAGUCGAGUCAACGAACUUCAGGAGAAGCUGCAGCAGGAGAUCACUGAGCUGAAGAAGAAAGAUGUUGAACUGAAGCAACUCUCAUACACAGAGGAUCACAACCAGUUUCUACAGAACUACCCCUCACUGUCACAACUCAGUGAAGCUACAGGCUCAUCCAGCAUCGAUAUCCGUCCUCUGAGAUACUUUGAGGAUGUGACAGCAGCUGUGUCAGAGCUCAGAGAUAAACUACAGGACAUCCUGACAGAGAAAUGGACAGACAUCUCACUGACAGUCACUGAAGUGGACGUUUUACUGCCACAACCAGAGCCCAAGACCAGAGCUGAGUUCUUAAAAUAUUCAUGUGAAGUCACAGUGGAUCCAAACACUGCACACACACGGCUUUUAUUGUCUGAGGGGAAUAGAAAUGUAAGAAAAAAUAGUAAAAAACAGUGUUAUUCUAGUCACCCAGACAGAUUCAGUGGAUGGACUCAGGUCCUGAGUAGGGAGAGUCUGACUGGACGUUGUUACUGGGAGGUGGAGUGGAGCGGAAAAGGAGUUCGUGUAGCAGUCGCAUACAAGAAUAUCAGCAGAACAGGGAUUAAAUUUGGACACAAUGACAAAUCUUGGGCUUUAGAUUGUGACAAACACACUCAUAAAUUUUGGUUCAACAACAUCUCAACUCCCGUCUCAGGCCCUCGUUCCUCCAUAGUCGGAGUGUACCUGGAUCACACAGCAGGUAUUCUGUCCUUCUACAGCGUCUCUGAAACCACGACUCUCCUCCACAGAGUCCAGACCACAUUCACUCAGCCUCUCUAUGCUGGAGUUUGGCUUUUUGAUUUUGGAGACACAGCUGAGUUCUGUAAACUCAAAUAG
This is a messenger RNA of Scomber japonicus (chub mackerel), 1662 nucleotides long. Its product is annotated as tripartite motif-containing protein 16-like. The coding region runs from base 1 to 1662 and encodes 553 amino acids. Lineage: Eukaryota; Metazoa; Chordata; Actinopteri; Scombriformes; Scombridae. Gene Ontology annotation, molecular function: zinc ion binding; protein binding. The transcript has a single exon. The record is from RefSeq and is a predicted model, not a curated record.